Messenger RNA from Meira miltonrushii, 815 nucleotides. RefSeq names its product YTH-domain-containing protein. Gene Ontology annotation, cellular component: cytoplasm. The transcript has a single exon. NCBI's taxonomy places the organism in Eukaryota, Fungi, Basidiomycota, Exobasidiomycetes, Exobasidiales, Brachybasidiaceae. Gene Ontology annotation, molecular function: N6-methyladenosine-containing RNA reader activity; mRNA binding. The record is from RefSeq and is a predicted model, not a curated record. Gene Ontology annotation, biological process: mRNA destabilization. Bases 12 to 815 code for a protein of 267 amino acids.
GCACAACAGGCAUGCCUCAAAUGAUGGGUCAGACUGCACGACCGAUGGGACCACAACCAAUGCCCGUAUUGGGUCCUUUGAGUGAUCCAUCACUUGACCCUCGAGUACGUUCCCUAAUCUUAUCAAAAGGCUACAAUCCAUCGCCUUCAACUUUCAACAUCAAUCCGCCUCAAGCAAGGUUUUUUGUUAUCAAGUCUUUCACGGAAGAUGACGUACAAAGAAGUUUGAAGCAUGAAAUCUGGGCGUCAACUGAGAAAGGUAAUCAAAGACUAGACCGAGCUUACAAGGAAAGUAGCAAUGACGGUCCUCUAUACCUUUUCUUCAGCGUGAAUGCAAGCGGACACUUCUGCGGAGUAGCUGAGAUGUUGACGCCGAUUGACUAUUCGUCCAACUCCAACGUCUGGGUUCAAGAAGGCAAAUGGAAGGGAACAUUCAAGGUGAAAUGGAUCUACGUAAAAGAUGUUCCAAACAACAAAUUACGACACAUCCGUUUAACGAACACCACAGAAUGCAAACCGAUCACCCAAUCAAGGGAUACGCAAGAAUUGCCGUCUGAUGGAGGAAGACAAGCUUUGAAAAUUAUUGCUGAAUAUCAAAGUAGAACGACUUUAUUGCAAGAUUGGCUCUUUUAUGAACAACAAGCCGUUCAGCAGAACCAACAACAAACCCAGCCACUAGUCGAUCGUUCCAAUGAGAAAAUUGACGAUUCUCACAACAAUGGCGGACGCUUAGAAUCCGCUUCCAUGCGACAUACAGGAUCUGCAUCCAACAUGCGCAAGUCAAACAACGUAGAAGGUAUCCCUUACGCUGCCUAA